UUUUGGCUGCCGCCGACGCUGCUGCCACUGGGCAGAUACCGCAGUGAGGGGUCUGACCGCGCUGAGUGCUCUCGGGGAUCUGGGCUCUGGCUAGGAAUGAGAAGUUAAGAGAGGGAGGGCUGAGAGGUGAGCAGGACUCACCAAGGAGCUGCAAACCCAAACGAGAAAUCUAGGGAGCAAAAGGAGAGGAAAAGAGUGAGCUUGAGCCAAGACAUCAGGCCAAGUGGAACUGGAGGAAAUGUCAUCAUUGGUAAAGGAGGACUUGGAGAAGAAACUGUUUAAGCCACUCUCGCAGAAUCUGUACGAGUUUAUUGAAAUAGAGUUCUCCGUCCAGGACAGGUAUUACCUCUGUGUGUCAGUGACCAAAAAGGAAGAAGUAAAAAUAAUCAUGGUGAAACACUACAGAAUAGGUUUAGAUGAAAAAUAUGAAGUAACAAAAAAGUGGUCUUUGAACGAUCUGCAGAUGAUUGAUGGAAAAGAAGCAGAUACUGACAAUCCAUUUUUUGAUCUGCACUUCAAGAAAGUGUACAGUUUGGAAGCAUAUAGCUGUGCUUCUAAAUAUGCCUUUGCUCGAACUGUAAAUAAGCUGAAUCAUGCAUAUCUUAAGAAAGACUUACAGAUCGUGAACUUUGAUUCUACAUACAUUAAUGAUGAUUCCAUUUGGUCCUCCAACAAUAAGGAUUGUUUGGUCCUUAUGAGAAUAUGCUUUUAUGCUUUCAAUCUUGUGUGCUUGUCCCUAUGUCCCUUGCCACUCUGAAGCUGUGUACCACGUUCCUUCAUCAGUGACCUAUGAAAAUCGUUUCCCAAGUAAAUACUGAUUGUCAUAAUUUUGUUUUUCCUUCAUCAGUGAUUAUUAUAAUUUAAAUAAAAAUAAAGUAAUGCUUUGUGAAUUGCA
Symphalangus syndactylus (siamang) is the source of this 895-nucleotide messenger RNA. RefSeq names its product exocyst complex component 1 like (gene EXOC1L). Lineage: Eukaryota; Metazoa; Chordata; Mammalia; Primates; Hylobatidae. The record is from RefSeq and is a predicted model, not a curated record.